Messenger RNA from Aspergillus eucalypticola CBS 122712, 1330 nucleotides. RefSeq lists its product as uncharacterized. Bases 221 to 1330 code for a protein of 369 amino acids. Lineage: Eukaryota; Fungi; Ascomycota; Eurotiomycetes; Eurotiales; Aspergillaceae. The transcript is spliced from 15 exons. The record is from RefSeq and is a predicted model, not a curated record.
AUCCGGUUUAUUAUCACUCAUCUUAUCCCAGGUUGGAUUCUGGUUGGUUGCUAUUUCUUACAAAGUAUCUCGUUGCGCCAUAUACUUCCAUCGUAUUAAACCAAAAAGGGCGCUAAGACAGCAAUCAUUAUCGCCGUCGGACUUACAACCCCGACGCCUGCUAUAGGAGCAGCCAACCUGCUAUACUUCCUUACCCUCGACUUUAGGAACCCACUCGGGAAUGUAUCAGAUGCCAGGCUGGGCAAGCCCCAAGCAUACCAGAUCAUUCAUCCUGACGGGCGGACUAAUGACCAUGGAACGCUCUCCGCCGGAGUGCUUCAUGGCGGGUAUCGGGGAAGGGAUGAAUGAUCGUGGCGUACCAUGUGGUAGGGAAAUUGAGGGAAACGAUCUCCUUCUGCUUCUGGAUGAUCAUGCUCAAAAUCGCUGCACGCUAAUAGGACCGACGAGCGGCACAAAACACCGCCUUUACCAUGGAACACAAUACGAUGUCCAUCGCACUAGGUUUAGCUCCAGGCAUACAUACCGCUCGUAUCUAGGAGUAAGAACCCUCCUUCUCAUCUUAAUUGCGCACGUCCACCUCGAGUACGAAGAUGAGCAUGGAACCGCCUCCUUGGGAACCUUAGGAAGAAGCAGUCAGGCUUCCAGAAGAGACACCGGGGCGUCCGAGCGUCUCCAGGCUUCUACUUUGAAUUAUGGGGUGGGGUUGGUGCAAUGCGUCGGCGAAUGUGGGGAGCCUUAUGAUCCGGCGAGUGGGAAAACAAUUGAGCUGCGUCUGGAAUGCUUCCUGAUAGCCCGAAAGAAGCCACCAGCAGAGAUUAGCCUGUCAACCCUGGUUCGAACUGCUGGUGGAAUGAUGAUAAUGGAUGACCGGUAUCAGACCACAAGUCGGCUACACUCUGGCGGGGUUAAUUAUCCGGCGGGCAACACCGUUCCGUUUGAUCUCGACGCUAGUUUACUAUCGCCUAAAAGAGACAAAAGCUCGCAUAUGGGAGAUUUGCGGGACUGUGCAAAGGCUUCUGCAUCCCCGGCUGCUCUAACCAGGAUCUACUGGACUAGGAAAGAAGCCAGCCGGAAGGGGUUCCAGGGCGCCACUCGUCUAAUCACAGGAGCAACGCACCUUCACAAUCCUGAACAGGACGCGACCUGGUCAGCGGAACAGGCGCCAAACGGUUUUAACCCCCCAUGGGCGGUGUGGCCGAACUCUCCCAUAGUCUUCAAACCAGCCAAUGAAUUGUAUCGAGCCUGUCCACCAUGGCGCCAUCUCAAGCGCUGGGGUCACCAGCUCGUUUUGGGUUUAGAUCCGUCACCGGGACACCGUCUCUGUGAAUGA